Molecule: messenger RNA, 4694 nt
Organism: Pelodiscus sinensis (Chinese soft-shelled turtle)
Lineage: Eukaryota; Metazoa; Chordata; Testudines; Trionychidae
Source: RefSeq, a predicted model, not a curated record
CAGCUCCAGCCCCGGCCCGCAGGCUCCCCCCGGGGCAUGAACUGAGGACGGCGUGAGCCCAGGCUGGGCUUCGGGGGCACGCUGGGAGCAGCCCCGGCCAAGAAGGGGCCAUGGGUGAUCACUGCCCAACAGGCCUUUGCAGCGCCCAGGCAGCUCUGCACAAACGGCAGCCACGGGCGCUAUCCGCCGCCCUUGCGGACUGCCUCUCGGCCGGCCGGGACGGAAGAGACGUCAGGCAGGAGGAGGAGACUGAGGCAGGAGCCGGCUGUGCUAGCCCAGCCUCCCCAGAGCCUUCCUGCAGCUCCAGGAGGAGGAGGAGGAGGGCUCAGGGUGCACGUACGCUUCGGAGGUGGGGAGAGCGUGCAAAGGCCUCACCCAGAGAAGGAGGCUGCCUUCAUCUCCGCUGGGUUUGCUUUGUGUCCCUCACCAGUCUGUGGUUGCCCCCCUUGCCUUGAGGAAACAGCAUGGCCAAGAAGCGCAAAGGUUCCUUGCAGCAAGAGGCUAGCAGCAAGAAAUUCAAGGCAGAGCCUGCUGCAGCAGCCACCAGGGCCCUCCAAACUCUCAGGCAAGAAGGAGAGGAUAAUUUUGAAGGAGAAAAGCCCAGUCUGAAGAAAUGUCUCUCAAAAGUUCCUGCUGGAAAUAAAAAGAAGAAAAAAGAUUGUGACACUGGAAUUCAUAGACUGCCAGGUAGAUCUUCAAGGCAAAAAGGAGCAAAGUCAACAGUGAAGGAGGAAAAUAACAUAGCUGUGAAAAAUGAAGGGAAUCUUAAAGAGGAAAUGUGCAGUGCUUUACCAAGCUCCCCUCAAAAGGAGAUGACUUUGAAAAGAAAAUCAGCUAUUAAAAAAGAAAUAGAUGACGAUGAAGAUGAUGAUGGUGAUGAAAGUGAGGAUGAGUGGGAAGAUGUGGAAGAACUCGAAGAGAAAUCAGGCGAAGCUGCUGCACUUCCUGCACUAGUGCUGCCCAGCAAACCAGUUGAGAUAGAGAUUGAAACACCAGAGCUGGCAAAGAAAAGAGAGAGAAGAGAGAAAAGAAAAGCCGAGUUCGAGACCUAUCUGCGGAGAAUGAUGAAACGCUUCAACAAGGAGGUUCAUGAAGAUACACAUAAGGUUCACCUACUGUGUUUGCUAGCAAAUGGUUUCCAUAGGAACAGGGUCUGCAACCAGCCAGAUCUCCAGGCUAUUGGCCUUUCCAUCAUCCCCACCCACUUCACUAAAGUGCCUGCAGGUCGUGUAGACCUUCUCUACCUCUCCAACUUGGUGAAAUGGUUUGUUGCAACCUUCACUAUCAACACUGAACUCUCUGUUGAUGAUCGAGAGAGCCUCCAGUCCACUUUAGAGAGGCGCUUUGCCAUCUACGCCGCAAGAGAUGAUGAAGAGUUGGUCCAUAUAUUUUUACUUAUUCUACGAGCGUUACAGCUGAUGUGCCGGCUUGUGCUGUCUCUGCAACCCAUUCCCCUGAAACAGCCAGCAGGAAAGGGCAAGAGCUCCUUGAAAAAGCAUUCUGCCAAAACCCCUAAGGCUCCAUCAAGAAAAAGCUCCUGCAAACAAGCCAAACAGGAGGAGAUGUCGGGGAGUGAAGGCGCUGACAGGAAAGGAAAUGUCUCUGUAACCAAAAGGUCAAGUAAAUCAAAGGUAGUCAAGGGUGGCCAGGAACAAAAGGAAACCAGCGACGGUGAGAGCUAUCUGGAGGAAGAGGUAGGAACACACAGGCCCAGAAACAGUUGCCGACGAAGAGCGACUGUGAAAGUGUCUUACAAAGAGGAGAGUGGAAGUGAUGAGGGCAGUGAUUCUGAGUUUGAGGCUUCAGAUGAGGAGGACAGUCAUUUCUCUGAUGAGGAUUUUGAAACUGUCUGUAAGAAGCAGAAGAGAUCAUCAGGGCCCCAUAAAGCAAGGCUAGCAGUUGAAAAUAGCAGGAAAGCCAAGUCUUUGGAAUCAAAGGAGUUCAAAAAUUCGGGUGGAAAUGAGCAAUUGCUGGCAAAAGCAGCUUCUCCAGGCUCUUCUAAUAAACCAAAGAAGAGGAAUAAAAUAAUCUCAAGUGAUGAUGAUGAUGGGGAACAGGAGGCGGUCAAAGUGACAGGCACAGACCAGUGGUUGGAAAUCUUUGUUGAGCGGGAAGACAGAUGGGUGUGUGUGGACUGUGUUCAUGGCAUCGUUGAUCAGCCCUCCCUGUGUUUCAAAUAUGCCACCAAGCCUGUUUCCUAUAUUGUGGGGAUUGAUACCAAUGGGCAUGUAAAGGACAUAACACAAAGGUAUGAUCCCGCAUGGAUGACGUCGACAAGGAAAUAUCGUGUGGAUCCGCAGUGGUGGGAAGACACGCUGGAACUAUAUAGAAGCCCCUUUGUGGAAAGAGAAAAGAAGGAAGACAGGGAGUUUCUAGUUAAACUUCAAGACCGGCCGUUGCCAACCUCCAUUGGCGAGUAUAAAAAUCACCCUCUUUAUGCACUGAAGAGGCAUAUCCUGAAAUAUGAGGCCAUCUACCCUGAGACUGCUGCUAUCUUAGGAUACUGCAGAGGAGAGGCAGUCUAUGCCAGAGACUGUGUGCACACACUGCAUUCUCGGGACACCUGGCUGAAGCAAGCUCGAGUGGUAAGGAUUGGGGAAGUACCCUACAAGAUGGUGAAAGGAUUUUCCAACCAGGCAAGGAAAGCACGAAUGGCAGAGCCUUCGAACAGGGAGAAAGAGGAUUUGGCACUUUUUGGCCUGUGGCAGACAGAGGAGUACCAGCCUCCUGUGGCAGUGGAUGGAAGGGUUCCCCGGAAUGAAUAUGGAAAUGUGUAUCUUUUCCAGCCCUGUAUGUUACCAAUAGGCUGUGUACAGCUAAAACUUCCCAAUCUGCAUAGAGUGGCACGGAAACUGGAUAUUGACUGUGUUCAAGCCAUCACUGGAUUUGAUUUUCAUGGUGGCUACUCACACCCAGUUACUGAUGGCUACAUAGUCUGUGAAGAAUACAGAGAGGUGCUCAUUGCAGCUUGGGAGAAUGAACAGGCAGAGCUAGAAAAGAGGGAAAAGGAGAAAAGAGAAAAGAGAGCACUGGGGAACUGGAAAUUGCUGGCAAAAGGACUUCUCAUAAGAGAGAGACUGAAGCAACGAUACUGCAAAAAGAGUGAGGCAUCAGGAUCCAUAAUGGAGAACGGAGCUGGAUUCUCUUCUGAUGAAGAAGGGGAGCCAAGUUCAAAGACUCCAGCUGAAGAUGUGAUUGUUUCUUGGCCUCAGAAUCGGCAAGUGGAGGAACCAAGAAAAGAGAAAAAAGGUAGAAAGAGUAAGCGGGAAAAGAAAGGAGAAGCAGCACACUUGUUUCCCUUUGAGAAGUUGUGACUAUAACAGACUGCUUAAUCCUUUAUGUUCAGUUUCUUAAUGCAAGGGCAAAGUUAGUUUUAAAGAAACCAUCUUGUAAAUAAUUUCAGAGCUAGGAAAUGUUUUUCUACUAGUCACCUGUUUCGGUCUGAAUGUGUCAUAAAUGUAAAUAGAGCAGAGAGCAGAUAUGGAAUUAGAUUAAAAAUACAUUGCAACAGCAGCUUACCAGAUGGUGUGCUUUUAGCUCUCCAGUGUAUAUGCAUUUCUGGUGGUGAGAGGUGGACAUGCUGUGGUAUAAUCACAAGCCUUUCUCUCAAUCCAGCAUUAAGAAUUCUAUAAAGGUGAAACUGGAUUCAUUUUCUUAUUUCUUUUAGAUUCAUGGGUAACUGUUUAUCCUUUUUAUCUGUGGACUUUUGAGGAACAGAUUUAUAGCUAUAUCUUCUGAGAAAGGUGACCCUGUUGCAGCUGUUCUUCCUCUGACAAGUAUUGUCACCCCUCCAAUAAACCUAUUUCUGCAUCUCCUUCUCCUAGGUCUUAUUUACUGACAAACAGAAGAAUGUGUAGCUGCUACUUAGGAGACAAUGCUGUACUCUAUCAUUGGCCUGGAGAAAACUUGCUAUAGGUAGCUAAUCCAUAUUUUAAAUCAGUGAUGGAAUAAACUUUUAUUCCAAUUUGCAGUCCACCACAAAGCUAGAAAUACAAAGAAACAGGCAAUACCUCAUAGCUUGGCUGAACCGUAACAUUUGACUUUUUACUUUUCUGUCCUUGAUUUUUUUUUUCCUUUUCUCUCUCUAGAAAGGAUUGAUAAAAGUCUUCAAAUAAUUGGGGCACUGUUAUGUUGCAUUUUUCAAGGAUUCUUUUUAUCACCACCACCUUAGUUAAAAUAACUUUUCACAGUGGUCAAUGUCUGCACAUGGCAUAGGUUGGAUAAUGAAAGCAGACAAGGAACUUUCAGUUGGGAGCAGAAUUUGCAAAAGCACCAUUUCCAAAAGUAAAAAUCAUUGGACACUGUUGAGAUGGUUAUCCAUUGCCUAUAGCAAGUUUUAUUUCAUUAGUGAGACAGUACUGGGUUUGUAUUCUAAACAUUGUAAAGGAACACUUAAAUCCAUGCAAACUGUUUAUGGGGUUUUUUUAAAUGGAAAAUGUACUUGAUCUAGGCUGCAAUUAUAUUUUCAAAACUUUCAGUUGGGCCUAACUUCACUUAAAUUUCUCUAAGAAAAUUCCUAGUCACGGAGGGAAUAUUAUAAGCCUGAUGCUUCCUUGCCUUUUGCCAUGGGCUCAAACUCACUGUAAUUCUAGUAGAAAGAUUAAAAAUGCAAGGAAAAGUUUUAGUACUUAUGUAUAUUUAGAAAAAAAAAUUAUACUUAUUUUUUGGAAAAAAUAAAGUGUUUACAAAGGUCA